Messenger RNA from Exophiala bonariae, 4311 nucleotides. RefSeq lists its product as uncharacterized. Gene Ontology annotation, molecular function: protein binding. Lineage: Eukaryota; Fungi; Ascomycota; Eurotiomycetes; Chaetothyriales; Herpotrichiellaceae. The transcript has 2 exons. The coding region runs from base 1 to 4311 and encodes 1436 amino acids. The record is from RefSeq and is a predicted model, not a curated record.
AUGGAUCUCUUGGGCGCUCCUGGGAGAAGCGCAAACAGCCUUGGGAAAAGAAAAUGGCGGCCAUCUCCAGAUGACGAUAUUAGUGUCAACCAAGGACAGUCUGCCCCACCAUGGGCCGGCCUUGCCUCCCGAACAUCAGUUACGCCUGAUGGCGACGCAACAAUCAAGAAACCUAGGAACUCAGCCACGGAUCUGCAAAUGAGUAUGCUAAGAUCAUCAGAGGAUACCCUCAUGCAUGAUCAACGGAAUCUCGCAGAUCUACCUUCUGAGAUCUUGCAACAUAUCUUUUCUUUUGUUGAUCCUCUUUCACUCGGGUGUUUGAUGUGCGUCAAUCACUCUUUUCAUAUGCUUCUUGAUCCUGCAAUACCUUUACCUGAGCCCUCCGGCCAGGUAAAAAUAUUGAGUCUACGUCGCCAGGACCUCAUAUGGGCUAUAUCUCGCAAGACCUUCAUUCCUAACUUACCCAAACCCAUGGAUGGAGCAACUGAGCUGGAUAUGUGGAAACUUAUUCGCGGUCAUUCUUGCCAAUUUUGCAGAAAGAGGCCAAAUACCAAACCGCCUACACUGGCAUCAGCUCCUUGGAAUGCCGGUCCGGGCUUCAAUGGGGUUCGGCCCAUCUGGCCAUUUCGCGUGCGUUCAUGUAGUAGCUGUUUAGAGCGCAAGAUUAUCAAGAUCAAGGAAUCUGAUUUGCUACUUUCAAGCUCGAACCCAUCCAAGCUAUAUCCUGGCUUACCCUUUGCAUUCUUGACCUCAACGAUGGAUUAUGUGCCAUCUGUUGUCCUCCAACAGAUAGAUCGGCCUCCACGAGUGAAGCUCUCCAAAUGUUAUUAUAUCCCACAAUUGAAAGAACUGGAACUGAAAAUCAAGGACGUCGAAGCGCUCGGAUCUGCAGCCACGGAAGAGUGGUACAAAGGACUCGAGGAAAUUGGAAGACAGUUGAACCAUGAUGCCACAAGAAUGGAUCAAUGGGAACUUCAGGGUGGUCUUGCAAAGACUUCUCGACUUGAACUCAUCGAACACAGGAAUCUCAAGGCUUCCUCUCACGGAAAUUCUAUUAUCCUUUCGCCAGAUCAUGGCGGUCCUUUGAAUACGUCCGUUCACUCGAAACAGUCUAUUGUUUCUGAGGAUCCCGGAAUGCCUUCAAUACCGGUCAAGUUCCAAGGUGAGUAUCUUGCUACUGGAGUCACAAAAAUGCCUUUCAACUUCCUCCAAGAUAGAUCUAACAAAGGUUUCGCAGCUCCACUUCGGCACCCCAGCUCGUUAACGGUUGCGAGUAACCCAGGGCCACCACAUCUUCCGGGUUCUCAUACGGAGAAUUUCCAGGAAGCUUCUCGGCCUCUUCAAGCCUCUGCUGAUGAUAACCCUCGUCCUAUCAAUCGCGCCAAACCAGGACGCACCCAUGAAGAAGCUGAGCGAAUGAAAGGACAGCGGCGCAAAGAGAUUGAGCGGAGAUGUCAAGAGCUCACUCCUCCUAUCAUGCCUGCAACUCUGGAAUUUAUGAAUGCGUUUCAGGCUUCACUUCAAAUCUCACUUCCCAUGGAUGACAAUCAGUGGGCAAUUCUUAGACCUCGUCUUCUGGCACAAAGGAUGGAAGCCCUGCAAAAGCAGACAACCCAGGAACAGUUAUCGCAAAACCCAGCCAUGCAACUCGAGGAACGCGAAUUUGUCGAGCAAGAACAACGCGUCGCUCAAGAAAACAUCGAACAUAUGUGGACUGAGCUCAAAAUCCCUCCGCGCGACAAAAUUGGUCGCUAUGCCCGUAACUUUGUUCGCAACUUCUGGAGAGAUGGGAACGGAGUCACCAAGAACACAAGCAGCAAAUUUGCUGCUGAGGUUCUCUGCCACAUCAGGCAACAAUUUGAAGAGGCCAUUGCUCAGGAAGACAAAGUGCUUGAACUGAAGGGCACUGCUUUCCCACAUGACCCGGCUUCGCUGGCGCUGCGAAAAUUGAACCUGGAGGAUAUGAGAUGGGCUUUCGUGGAAUUCGUCAAGCCCCACACUGACAAAUUUGGUAAAGAGCUCUUUUUAUGCAGUCUAUGCGAUAACACCCAAAAGCUGUUCUCCUUCGAGUCGGUGAUUCAACAUUAUGCUGCAAAGCACACAAAUCAGUUCAGCCGUGGAAAUGCCAUUGUCUACUGGAAAGCCGACUGGCCACUGGACCCUCCUUUUGACCCAUCGCCGAACAUACCAUGGAUACGAGAUGGAACUCAACCUAUGGCACAUAUUAGGAUGCAAGGACAUUAUGCACAACGUGCCUGGACGGCUCCCACUGACCCAGCUCCAACCUAUACUAGCAGCCACCAAAGUUUUAUCAACGAGAUUGUGGCGUUCUUGAGAGAGUCUUGGAGCCUGACAGACGGCAUACCCAACCUCCCAGAAGCUUUGCGGACGUCCGUGGUUGUCCAGCUCACAUGCUCAAGGUUUUCGCAAAAAUUUUAUGAUGACCUCGACCUUCACCUCUUCCUGAAUUGCGUACAGAAUAGACCAGAGGUCGACUUUCUUCUCGGGAUCACCGGUCUACAGUGUAAUGUGUGCUCUCACCGCCCUGAAGUGUCAGGAUGGUCUUCAUCUGGUCGGUCUCUUCCAGAACUACUGACACACUUCCAACGCACGCACAUAGACUUCGAUGCGUCGAGUCAUACAGAGUAUGGGAUACUUUCCUCGGGCUCCAGAACAAGUACCAGUUCUACACGACUAGACUGGAAGAGAGAUAUGAUCUUGGUACCAAGUCGGGCAGAAAUCCAAGCCUUUCUCCAUUCACCAACAAGUGAUCCACAAAAGGUGCAAAUUAUUGCGGAUGUCCUAAAUGCCCCUGCAUAUACGUUGCCAAAGCGAGCCGGUCCGUCGUCUCAAAUGUCACUUUCGGAUUCUGUGCAUUCGCCGGUGAUGCAGCAAGUCGCCCACCUACGCCCAAGAUCGAAUCAUGGUAGCAUCCGAGCCUCCUAUCCGAGUCGGAGCAUUGCUCGUUCAGAAGUAUCUGUGCCCGUAUCAGAGGAUGAAUACGACCCUCAUCGACCAGGACCCUCCUUCAGCGAGGCCCGAAUCAUUCCUAUUCAGUCUCAGGCUCAGGUCUCGUCUUCAGCGCGCGAUCAUUUCCGAGCUCUUUCUGGCAACUCCCCUUCUCUGCCGCUUUCUGAGCACCGUGAGUAUCCCUUGAGGGUUCACGCUGAAGAAAACAGAUGGGGCUUUGUUGGCCACGACCGCGCUAUGUCAGGGGCAUCCCCAGACCGCCAAUCCCAUCAUUCAUCCUGGACUUCGGGCAGGGACGCUCCAGGCAGUCGACAUGAUCUUCCAAUACAAGGACCUCGGUCCGUGGAUAGUCGACCUGGGAGCAAAAUGACGAGUCAUCAUACACUGCAGCGACCCGCGAGUGACGUUCCGAUCACGAGUUCCACGAGCUCAACUCAAACUUUUGCGGCUGGACAGCCAGGAUCAAAUACAGCCGUCUCAGACUUUCUGAAUAGCUUUGAUCCGACUGUACGGGAGGAGGAUAGCAACUCAGAAUCAGCGAUAAGCCGGCAUAGUGCAAGUUUGAGGAGGUUGACGGCACAUGAAUACGCCGCACCAAGACAUGUUUUUGGCCAAGGACUCGACCUUGCGUAUGCUAGUGCGCAUGAGGCAGCUCGGCCUGGAUUCGAAAGAGGACAUAGCCGGCCUGAUACACUUCCGGUGCAUCUUCAAGAGGACAGGCGGUUUGGAGUCAGCGAGGCCGAUUAUCAGACUCAAAUUUAUGUUUCGACCCCAAGGGACCGGCUAGAGGAGCACAGACACCCUCGAAGCAUCAUCAGGGAUCACGGUCAUGUGGAUGAUGUCUCUAGAACACAUCAUCGCACUCGAGAAGAGCCAUACACGCGAUUAUCCCAGGAACAAUUCAGAAAGUAUCAAGAGGCUGAGUACGAAAGGAAUGCCUAUCGUGAGGAGAGAUUUGCCCCUCCUAUAUCUCGAUAUGAAGUGGUAGCGCAGCCACCAAUGGAAUUUUAUCACCAACGGCCCGAUCAACCUGCAGAACGGUUUGUCGAGUCACAUCGUUUAAGGCAGCAAAUAGCCAGCGAUCGUGAUGAAUACAUGAGAGACACAGACGGACACAUUUUGUACGUGCCGGUGGAUCGAAAGUAUUACGAGCAGACGGGAGAACCUGGAUACACUCAUCCCACGCGUGAUAGGCAGAGCGGUUAUACCAAUUACAAUGAUGCACAGUACGUUCGUCAGGGCACCUCGGAGGCGGGCCUAUUGAGUCAUAGCAGCCAACGAGAUUCUCGGCCACGCAGCUAUAGGCCAGACGAUGAGACCCGACCUUACAUGACUGGAUGA